AUGUCGGGUGGAGCUAUGGAUACGGACGAGGUUGCAGAUGACGUCCGCUUCGUCCCAUUCACUGAGGACCCAGAGUCCGCCCCCGCCCUCUUGGAAGACGAUAAUGCGGGCUGGAGGACGUUUAGCACGCAGGAGGCGGAAGGCCCGCCUGGUUCACAGUCACCGACUCCCAAACCCGCCUACACAGACCUAGAUGAAGGCGGAAAAAUGGAGGUGGAAGGUUCUGGUUUAAAGGGAAAGGGGAAAGGGAAGGAGAAAGGGAAUGCAUGGAGCCCAUUUUCUGACGAGGCGGAGGCUUUGAAAUGGUUCGCCGACCUUCCUGAACAUCAAGCGGCCACCCUGUUCAGCGGGUAUUUCUCCGACAACAUCGCUACAUCUGGACGACCCCAUCGCGAGAUCUUCCCGAAGAAUAGCGACUUCCCUCUUGCCUCCGAUCUCAAGUCCGCUCGCGGGCCCGCCGCUACUUCUUCAGAGGCGGGUGCUUCCAAGGCAGGCGCACCUGUUAACGAACAGAUGGACGGCAUUUUAAAGGGAUUGCUCGACACCAUGCCCGAGUCCAUCCGGAACGAGAUCGUUUCUGAUGAAUCUCAAUUGAUAUGGAAUCUACCCAACCUGGAGGACGCGGGUAUGUCGGCGGAUCUCAUUGACGCCCAGCUCAACUACAUGUCGUCGUGGCUUGGAACCCUUGUAAACCACUAUAUGCAUAACUGUGAGGUUUACGACAGGUUGGAGAGUCAUUUGAAGUCGGUGAAGGCGUCGAUGGUGUUGCGGGAGCAGAGCAUCGCGUUGACAGAAUCCCUCAAAGGACUGGGCUCUCUUGUUGAAUCGUAG
Messenger RNA from Coprinopsis cinerea okayama7#130, 831 nucleotides. RefSeq lists its product as hypothetical. The transcript is spliced from 2 exons. The coding region runs from base 1 to 831 and encodes 276 amino acids. Lineage: Eukaryota; Fungi; Basidiomycota; Agaricomycetes; Agaricales; Psathyrellaceae. The record is from RefSeq and is a predicted model, not a curated record.